UUUAAUUCCACAUUCAAAAUCAAAGGCCAAAUUUACCACAAAGUCGGCUCAUUACUACCAAUGCCAAACGAACCUUAUAAAUUUUUACAAAUUUACUUUAUGGGUGGCGAGGACUCCGAACGGGCACUCGCCAAUCGCGUGAAUACACGUUGCAACUAUAAUCACCUCAAUUCACCAUUUGCACAUAAGCUACAAAGUGACAAUCACGCUAUUUUCAUCAAUCCUGAUAGAACACCAGCUGGAGGGCAUAUACGUCGAUUCAACGCACCUGUUGUUGACGACGUGGCUGGAAUCAUGGUUGGCGACCAUACAGCUACGCGACAAAUCGUGAUUCGAAGAAGAAAUAAUUCUCUUCAGUCCAUUCCUGAUACCCAUCGUUUAUAUGAUGCUCUCCAAUAUCCACUCAUUUUUUGGAAGGGACAAGACGGAUAUUGCAUAAACCUUAAGCAACGAGAUCCGGUAACAGGACAAGCGUUCUGUCGCUGUCGCCGAGUGUGGUUCGGUGGAAGGCGCGCACAAGAAUUGUGCGUCUCGAGUUCAGUCGUUGUUACAACUCGAGUGCGACCGAACUCGCUGCGCUAAUUAUUGAUCAAGAAAAUAAUACACGUUAUACACCAAUCAGUUUUCCAACUUGAUUUAUUACAACAAUGCCACGAACACGCAGGGGGGCUAAUUUGAGUCGUCAAACAAACAGAUCUAGAGGCAUGCAAGAUAGAAGAGCAAUAAGAUCAGAUGCAGAAAGGCAACAAAGUAAUGCAGAUGUCCGUGUAAGAAUGGCGCAGUUACGAGAUGAGCGAAACCAACAAAGACAAUUGGAACGAAGAGAAGCGCGCAGAUUCGUAGCCAACAGACGUAGAGGGAUUGACCAACAUCAACAAGUACUUCGAGCAUUUACAUCACAUUCAUUUCUUCGACUAGCAUUUCAGUAUGAGCCUGAUGUUGAAUAUUACGCUCAUUCCAAAGUGGUAAUUGGUACAUUGGACAAGGAAUGCCCGCACUGUCAAGCCCUUAAAUUUAAAAAUGAGCCAAUUGGGAUGUGUUGCUCAUCAGGAAAAGUGAAACUUCCAGAAAUUGAAACACCGCCGGAACCAUUGCACGGCCUCCUUAUUGGUACUGAUCCAAAUUCUUCGCUGUUCUUGCGUUCAAUUCGGCAAUUCAAUUCAUGUUUUCAAAUGACAUCGUUCGGAGCAACGGAAAUAGUUAAAAAUACUGCUGCAAAUGGUCAACAAUUUAAUUCCACGUUCAAAAUCAAAGGCCAAAUUUACCACAAAGUCGGCUCAUUACUACCAAUGCCAAACGAACCUUAUAAAUUUUUACAAAUUUACUUUAUGGGUGGCGAGGACUCCGAACGGGCACUCGCCGAUCGCGUGAAUACACGUUGCAACUAUAAUCACCUCAAUUCACCAUUUGCAACGCGCAUUGUCAGCGAGCUGGACGCUCUGUUAAAUGAGCACAACGAAUUGUUGAAAUUAUUCAAAUCACAUAUGCAUAAGCUACAAAGUGACAAUCACGCUAUUUUCAUCAAUCCUGAUAGAACACCAGCUGGAGGGCAUAUACGUCGAUUCAACGCACCUGUUGUUGACGACGUGGCUGGAAUCAUGGUUGGCGACCAUACAGCUACGCGACAAAUCGUGAUUCGAAGAAGAAAUAAUUCUCUUCAGUCCAUUCCUGAUACCCAUCGUUUGUAUGAUGCUCUCCAAUAUCCACUCAUUUUUUGGAAGGGACAAGACGGAUAUUGCAUAAACCUUAAGCAACGAGAUCCGGUAACAGGACAAGCGUUCUGUCGCUGUCGCCGAGUGUGGUUCGGUGGAAGGCGCGCACAAGAAUUGUGCGUCUCGAGUUCAGUCGUUGUUACAACUCGAGUGCGACCGAACUCGCUGCGCUAAUUAUUGACCAAGAAAAUAAUACACGUUAUACACCAAUCAGUUUUCCAACUUGAUUUAUUACAACAAUGCCACGAACACGCAGGGGGGCUAAUUUGAGUCGUCAAACAAACAGAUCUAGAGGCAUGCAAGAUAGAAGAGCAAUAAGAUCAGAUGCAGAAAGGCAACAAAGUAAUGCAGAUGUCCGUGUAAGAAUGGCGCAGUUAAGAGAUGAGCGAAACCAACAAAGACAAUUGGAACGAAGAGAAGCGCUCAGAUUCGUAGCCAACAGACGUAGAGGGAUUGACCAACAUCAACAAGUACUUCGAGCAUUUACAUCACAUUCAUUUCAUCGACUAGCAUUUCAGUAUGAGCCUGAUGUUGAAUAUUACGCUCAUUCCAAAGUGGUAAUUGGUACAUUGGACAAGGAAUGCCCGCACUGUCAAGCCCUUAAAUUUAAAAAUGAGCCAAUUGGGAUGUGUUGCUCAUCAGGAAAAGUGAAACUUCCAGAAAUUGAAACACCGCCGGAACCAUUGCACGGCCUCCUUAUUGGUACUGAUCCAAAUUCUUCGCUGUUCUUGCGUUCAAUUCGGCAAUUCAAUUCAUGUUUUCAAAUGACAUCGUUCGGAGCAACGGAAAUAGUUAAAAAUACUGCUGCAAAUGGUCAACAAUUUAAUUCCACAUUCAAAAUCAAAGGCCAAAUUUACCACAAAGUCGGCUCAUUACUACCAAUGCCAAACGAACCUUAUAAAUUUUUACAAAUUUACUUUAUGGGUGGCGAGGACUCCGAACGGGCACUCGCCAAUCGCGUGAAUACACGUUGCAACUAUAAUCACCUCAAUUCACCAUUUGCAACGCGCAUUGUCAGCGAGCUGGACGCUCUGUUAAAUGAGCACAACGAAUUGUUGAAAUUAUUCAAAUCACAUAUGCAUAAGCUACAAAGUGACAAUCACGCUAUUUUCAUCAAUCCUGAUAGAACACCAGCUGGAGGGCAUAUACGUCGAUUCAACGCACCUGUUGUUGACGACGUGGCUGGAAUCAUGGUUGGCGACCAUACAGCUACGCGACAAAUCGUGAUUC
Molecule: messenger RNA, 2942 nt
Organism: Drosophila willistoni
Lineage: Eukaryota; Metazoa; Arthropoda; Insecta; Diptera; Drosophilidae
Exons: 3
Coding region: 648-1886 (412 amino acids)
Source: RefSeq, a predicted model, not a curated record